AGCGUCAGCAGACGGGGUUGGUUUGUUUUAAGUAUCGCGUAGCACGACUGGGUGGUGGAUCGCUACAGUUGGAACAAGAUGCAAGCCUGUGGCGGAGAUGCAGUGUUGAAAACAAGCGAGCAUCGCGUCUGUGGAAGAACCUCGGAGACGGAGCCGAGUGGCGGCGCAUUACAGGUGGUGCCGUGUCUGUCUGGCGCUUCGGGGAUCGUUUCGCACACCCUGACCGGGCAGGACACGUGUGCGUGGAGGUGUGGACACGAUGCUGCUCUGCGGGAAUUAGCUGCCCAUUAGUAAAGUUGGAAGCGCCACAUCUCCAUCACGCUUUGGCCUGUGUGGGUAGGAUUUACGCAGAUCUUUCCAAAUCUAUAUAGAAACAACGAUGUCAAACAAAUAAAUUCGCUUUAAGUUGAACACAAAUCCAUCAUUAAUACAAAGUGUAUUUUCCGUUUUAAAGGAUUAUAUUAUAACGAGGGCUAUAUACAAUUACACGGGGAGUAUGAAUAAUUUGUAUCACCGGUCAUUUGAUAGCGCGCAGUGAGAAAAGCACAAGCAGAGUCUUUGGCAAAGCGGCUGUUUUGAGCUGGAACACCUACAUCCCGCUGACAUUAGGAAAUACUGGCCUUGUAAGUUUUUUUCCCCGAGAUGCAUUUUACAGGUGGCAUCGUAGAUCUCUGCAUUACAUGCUUAGGAAACGACUCCGUGCUGCAGCCAUUGUGGGACAGCAUGAGGACCGACCACAGUGACUGUCUGAGAUCUCCCCUGUUCCCCGUUAUUCUCACUGUGUCUUCUUACUUUGUCUUCUGCCUUCCCUACCUUGUUUGUGACAUCAUGGGGGACAGGUGGGCAUGGGUCCAGCAAUUCAAAAUCCAGCCCGGACGUCGGCCGACAGCCUCCACGCUGAUGCACUGUGCAGGUGUCACCCUGUACAAUCAUGUGUUCUUUGUGCUCCCGGCAUCAGUGGCUCAGUGGGCUUGGAGGCCACCCGUGGACCUGCCGGAGAAGGCCCCGUCCCUCCUGGAGCUGUUGGCCGGCGUGAUAGGCAGCCUCCUGCUCUUCGACUUGCAGUACUUCAUCUGGCACCUGCUGCAUCACCGGAUCCGCUGGUUGUAUGUCACUUUUCAUGCCAUCCAUCACGAGUACUCAGCGCCCUUUGCUCUCGCCACUCAGUGUCUUGGUGGGUGGGAGCUGGUGACAGUGGGUUUUUGGACCACCCUGAAUCCCAUGAUCCUGAGAUGCCAUCUUCUCACCACGUGGGUUUUCAUGGUGCUGCAUGUGUAUGUGUCAAUAGAGGAUCACUGUGGCUACGACUUCCCCUGGUCCACAUCCCGUCUGAUACCUUUUGGCAUUUACGGAGGACCCAGCAAACACGACGUGCACCAUCAGAAACCCAACACCAACUUUGCACCACACUUCAGCCACUGGGACAAGUUAUUAGGAACACAUGCUGAUUUCAGCUUUGCUCCAGCUGUGAAAUGAGAAGAAGAACAGCAGCUACACAUAAACAUAUGUGCAUUAUAAUGCGUGUUGUUUUUUUCCCUAAAUGAUGUGAAGAUUUAGAUUUUUAAAGCUUUUUGCUUAUUUGUCAAAGUAGAUGUGUUGGUUUUUAGUAGCUUUGUCGUUAUUAUGUUAAAAGCUUCUAUUUGAGCUUUACCUAAAGGCAUCUCUGCUGCUGUGUCUGGUUUCUUUGUAUUGAAACUGAUCCUGUGGUUUUAGACUUCACAAUAACCUUCCUUAUUUUAAUACAUUUUUAAUGUAAUGCAUUUUUUCCCACUUUUUAUUUGUUUUAUGUACUGUAAAAUAAAUAAAAAUGAAAUGUAUUAUCUUGCCUUUAA
Betta splendens (Siamese fighting fish) is the source of this 1832-nucleotide messenger RNA. Its product is annotated as cholesterol 25-hydroxylase-like protein 1, member 2. NCBI's taxonomy places the organism in Eukaryota, Metazoa, Chordata, Actinopteri, Anabantiformes, Osphronemidae. The transcript has a single exon. The record is from RefSeq and is a predicted model, not a curated record. Gene Ontology annotation, molecular function: C-4 methylsterol oxidase activity; iron ion binding; steroid hydroxylase activity. The coding region runs from base 643 to 1476 and encodes 277 amino acids. Gene Ontology annotation, biological process: sterol biosynthetic process; cholesterol metabolic process.